AUGUCCACUACUGUUACCCAUACUACUACACUAACGAUCGAGAUAUGGAAAAACCGGGACCCAUCGACCACGAGUACUCUAUCGUUCAAGCUUCCAGAGAUUGAUCAAAGCCUCCGUCGCGAAUACAUCCAGCUAGGCAAUGUGUUCAAAGGCAUAGACGACCUGGAUAAUCUUAUCUUUAACCCACAAGCAUGGACUUCACAAGAAGGGCUCGGCAUAGAGCCCAUGAGCCUGCAGCUGCAUAAUUACAGCAAUACAUGGGAGAAGGGGGCUUGGAACCACGACACCUUCAUCGGCCUGGUUGAGUGGGGCGUUGCUCGCAUCAAAUGGUGCUACGACAUCGAAACGCUGAAGAUAACUAGCUUCGUACCAAGUCCUACCUUCCUUGCUCAACUCAACGAACAACCCUGCGUUGUCAACGCCAUCAAGCGUAGCCUAUCUCGCUGUGUCUAUGUCAUCACUGGGGUGGCGGAGGCAUCUGGUACGAACGUUAGUGUGUGUCGCUUCAAGAGGUGUGGUAUUAUCAUAAGGAGUCGCCCGUUUAGCCUCUUUGUAGGUCAGGGCAUAACGCAGUCCAUGUCUAGACCGCUGGGUGGACCUCGUCCAAUUCCUGUUGGGUAUAGCCUGCAUCGUUUGACACUGGGAAAGGGUAAGCUUAUGGCGGAACCAGUCACGGCUUCAUCCUUUCCCAAGAAACUGCUUUCUUUUGAUAUCGACUUUCCCUUGAGUAUUAGUGAUCAGAGCUCAUGA
Aspergillus oryzae RIB40 is the source of this 750-nucleotide messenger RNA. RefSeq lists its product as uncharacterized. The record is from RefSeq and is a predicted model, not a curated record. NCBI's taxonomy places the organism in Eukaryota, Fungi, Ascomycota, Eurotiomycetes, Eurotiales, Aspergillaceae. The transcript has a single exon. The coding region runs from base 1 to 750 and encodes 249 amino acids.